ACGCAGCCUGGCCUGCCGGGUCCCCUUCCCGUCAUUCCCAGCCAGAUUUAGCUGCUGACAGCUGCCUGGGAUUCUGCCGCCGGGGCCUGGCGCAGAUCUGCCACCUCUCCUCUCUCAGCGACUCCAGAGCGGCAGCCCCUCAUGGCCCAGAAGGAAGAGGCCACUGCGGCCGCUGCGCCUGCCUCCCAGAAUGGGGAGGAUCUGGAGAACCUGGACGACCCUGAGAAGCUGAAGGAGCUGAUUGAGCUGCCGCCCUUUGAGAUCGUCACAGGGGAGCGGCUGCCUGUCAACUACUUUAAGUUUCAGUUCCGCAAUGUGGAGUACAGUUCCGGGCGGAACAAGACCUUCCUCUGCUAUGUGGUUGAAGCGCAGAGCAAGGGAGGCCAAGUGCAGGCAUCUCGGGGAUACCUAGAGGAUGAGCACGCAGGUGCUCAUGCAGAAGAAGCCUUCUUCAACACCAUCCUGCCAGCCUUCGACCCAGCCCUGCGGUACAAUGUCACCUGGUACGUGUCCUCUAGCCCCUGUGCAGCUUGCGCCGACCGCAUUAUCAAAACCCUUAACAAGACCAAGAAUCUGCGCCUGCUCAUUCUGGUGGGGCGACUCUUCAUGUGGGAGGAGCCGGAGAUCCAGGCUGCUCUGAAGAAGCUGAAGGAGGCUGGCUGUAAACUGCGCAUCAUGAAGCCCCAGGACUUCGAGUAUAUCUGGCAGAAUUUUGUAGAGCAAGAAGAGGGUGAAUCCAAGGCCUUUGAGCCCUGGGAGGACAUUCAGGAGAACUUCCUAUACUACGAGGAGAAGUUGGCUGACAUCCUGAAGUAGGCAACUGGGCUCAGCCUCACGUCUGCCUGCUGCCACCAAGAGACAGCAGUGACAUGUAUAGCCAUCCGGGACAUGCCUGUCUUCCUAAUACCACUUGCAGCUGGACAGCAUUCAACACGAACCUGUCCUCCUGGAUAAGGCCCUGAGAGGACUCCAAAUACACUUCUCAUGCUGUAAUUCAUUUAGGCUGUGCAUCUCUCUCUAAUGCUGCUCUUGGGAGAGAGGAAAGAGACCUGAAAGGAGAGAAAUGCAACCAUAUACGGGCACCAGGCAUCUGUGAGACUGAAGGUCCUAAUUACUCCCCAAAGGGGCUACUUAAGGCAAAGAGCCUAAGAUCCAAGGUACAGAUCUUUCAAAUAUGCAUUUUACGCUAAGUUGGAUUCUUUUGUUAAAGAAAGAGAAACAGCGACAUUAAUAAAAGUAGUGGUGUG
Molecule: messenger RNA, 1247 nt
Organism: Propithecus coquereli (Coquerel's sifaka)
Lineage: Eukaryota; Metazoa; Chordata; Mammalia; Primates; Indriidae
Gene: APOBEC2
Product: apolipoprotein B mRNA editing enzyme, catalytic polypeptide-like 2
Exons: 3
Coding region: 142-816 (224 amino acids)
Biological process (GO): cytidine to uridine editing
Cellular component (GO): cytoplasm; nucleus
Molecular function (GO): RNA binding; cytidine deaminase activity
Source: RefSeq, a predicted model, not a curated record